GAGGAAGCGCAGUCAGUCAAGGCCGCGGCUUCAACGGAACACCUUUCUUUUUUUUUUUUUUUUAAACUACAUUCAUCGAACUGACUUUAAAUAACGUCAGUUUAACGCUAGAGCGCUGUUUUGGAAGCUGUGCUGUAAUCGGUUUGUAAGGAGUCUAUAACCGUCAUCAUGAGUAAUUUCGGGGACGAUAGUGAUUCUGAGGUGGAUCGGAUCAUGACGGACCGGCCACCCAGCAGUUAUGGCUCCAUGCAAAGUGACCAUGAAGAUGAAGAGGAGGAUGAAUUUGAAGAACCUCCGAUCAAACUACCUGCAGCAAGGGUCAGGCUUUACCGCUCCGAUUCGCCUGAGACUGCGAUUACUGAACGUACGAACACAAACCAGUCCAGCAUAUACAACGAUGGACCGGUCCUGAAACCACAGUACUCCAUGCAUGGAGCAGAUUCUCAUGACCAAUACAGCAUUAACAUAGAGCCUUCGAUCGCGGAGCCGCCUGAGCUUCAGAGUGACUUAAGGACAGAAGCAGCGAUGGAUGGAGAGCAGAACGACAGAGACUCGGAGAUGAAUGAGAGAGACCCGCAGGAGCAGCAGAAUGAAAGCGCUGCGAUGGAGGAGGAGGAGCAGGCAGAGGCCACAAAAGACGACGAUGAUUUUGAUGAAAUUGUUGUAGGUUUCGAAGAACCCAAAGAUCCUCCUCGUCCUCCGGAAGAAGGCUUGGGGCUACAGUUUCAACACACACACAGCUCCCUUGCCAUGCCCCAUGUGAUGAGGCAAAUGGUGGGGUGUCUUUCCCAGCUCCAUCCGGCAGAUAUCACCUAUUUAAAGUGCUCUCUGAGUACUAACUGCAGAUUCAAGAAGUAUUCCUCAAAGAUUGCUGAUUUUAAUGACCCGCUCGAUCUGGCCGAUAAAAUGAUUGAGGUCUGCGGGCUGGGAGAAGCUCUGCAUAUGACCAUACGAGGCAUACAAAAUGUCGGAAACGACGCUCUGGCAGAAUACCUGAGGAAGACCUGCAGAAGAGCCGUGUUACAGCAUGACCUGAAGUUAGCCCACGACCGACGCUAUUACUACCUCUACGAAGGCCGAUGUCGACCAGGACGGCAGCGGUACAUCAGCGACGUUUACGUCGAGCCCGUAACAGUCAUCAGAGGCAUUAGGGAGCCCAUCAACCUCGAGAAUGAGGUCUAUAAGAUACCAUAUACGAUCAAGGAAACCCAAAUCAGAGCCGCCGAUAUAUUUCGACCCCUUCCUCAUGAACAGAAACCCAUCCGUACGAUCAUGAUGACUGGAAUUCCCGCCUGCGGUUUAACGGUAGCCGUGAAUAAGUUCAUCAUUGAUUGGAAGGAGGGAAAAAACAAUCAGGAUUUUCAAUUAGUCUUCCCUUUGCCAGCAAAAGAGCUACACCUUGGGAAAGAUGGAAAUCCGAGCUUCCUAGAGCUGCUCGGUAGCUUUUUCGCAGAAGCCGAUGACAUUAAAUUCAUCGAGAAGCCCGAUUGCUUGAGUCUCUUCAUCAUUGACGCUCUAGAACUUUGCAAACACAACCUGGACUUUAAAAACAAUGAAGUUAUCACAAGCGCCAGGGAGAAAGCACCAUUAGAUGCCCUUCUCACCAGCCUAAUAAAAGGCACUUUGCUUCCUAACGCACGAGUUUGGAUCACCAGCCAUGUCACUGCCUCCCACCGAAUUCCUUCAGAGCUAAUCGACAGGUAUGUAGAGUUAAGAGGAUUCACGGAUGAGAUGAAGAAAGAGUAUUUCACCAAGAGAACCACUGACCCUGAGCUCGGGAGGAAGGUUUAUAACCACAUGAAGAGCUCCAAAGCCCUUGAGAUCAUCUGCCACCUUCCUCUCUUCAGCUGGAUGGUGGCGUUCAUCUUCGAACGAGGGUUUCAAGAUCCUGAGUACGGCAAACAGCCGCCUGGCAUCACGACGUUUUAUGCCCAGUUGAUCGUCGUGCAGAUGAACCGCUCAUUCGAGAAGUACCGCGGCUGUAACGUUGAGGCACAGAAGUGGAGGGAUGAAGAUAAGUCGUUUAUUGAGAUGAUGGGGAAAAUGUCCUUUCAGUUGAUAAAAGAAGGUCGGGAUUGGUUUACGGUGGAAGAUUUGAAGUCUGUCGGCCUGACCUAUGAAGAUUUGCGCAGUCGCGAUGAAUUAACCACUGAGGUCAAACGAGAGAAUGAAGACAUUCGUACUUGGAUCUUCAAGUUUGUUCACCUUACCGUUCAAGAGUAUAUGGCGGCCAUGUACGUCUAUGUAGCGUUUAGGAAACAUGAUAAAAACAUGAUCGAACCAAGCAAAAUGUCUUGGUUUCAAGGUCAAAACAAGGAUCGGCCUGUGAUUGAACUGUACCGUCCUGCCAUCGACCGCGCGCUGGCGUCUCCCAAUGGUCAUCUGGACAUGUUCCUGCGCUUCCUGAUCGGAUUGGUGACUCCAGGGACUGAGGAGAACCUGCACGGAUACCUGCUCAGUCACUACCACCCCAAAGCCAAAGGCACGGAAGAUGUGGUCAAAUACAUCAACAAAACAAUUAGCGAUAAAAACACCCAUCCUGACAGGAGAAGAAAUCUGGAGUUGUGUCUGGUGGAGCUGGAGGAAGGCAAACAGGGAAGAUGAGAAGAAAUAGGAGAGUGUUGAUCUGUUAAGCGGGACUGUGAAACACUAAACUAAACGCAGUGUCCCACAGGAACAAUUCCGUUAAAGGGAUGGUUCACCCGGUCAUUAUUUAUAAUUCUGGUCAAAAGUUUAGGAUUCAUUUGGAUUUAUGUUUUUGAAAAGUCUCUUCCGAGGCUGCAUAGAUUGGAUCAGAAACGGUGAUCUUGUGAAAUGUUAUUUCGGUUUAAAAUAGCUGUUUUCAUUUUGAGUGCAUGUUAAAAUGUAAGUAGUAAUGCAAUCACUACUCCAGUCUUCAGUUUGAUACUUCAGAAAUCAUUCUAAUAUGCUGAUUAAUUAUUGUCAAUUGUUUUUUUUC
Molecule: messenger RNA, 2959 nt
Organism: Carassius carassius (crucian carp)
Lineage: Eukaryota; Metazoa; Chordata; Actinopteri; Cypriniformes; Cyprinidae
Product: NLR family CARD domain-containing protein 3-like
Exons: 7
Coding region: 169-2604 (811 amino acids)
Source: RefSeq, a predicted model, not a curated record